UUAAAUUGGCAACACCACAAUAAAUUAAUUAUAUCUCCGAUCGCGGUCAACACGGCAGCUGCUGGUGGAAUUUGUUUUAUCGGAUAAAGAUAAAAUUUGGCGAUACAAGUUUUAAACAGAGAAUAGAUUUUAAACAUGGCUAUCGGUGCAGGAAUGUCGUGUGUCAAGUACCUUCUAUUUUCCUUCAAUCUUUUGUUUGCGAUAACAGGUUUGAUAAUCCUGAUAGUGGGUGCUAAAUCAGAGAUCAAUGCCCACCCAUACGUGGACCUUACUGAUGAGAGCUUCUACACAUCGGCACCAGUGAUUCUGAUCAUUGUGGGCCUGAUUGUGUUUGUAGUGGCCUUCUUCGGAUGCUGUGGAGCUGUCAAAGAGAAUCACUGCAUGAUUGUCACGUUCUCCGCGUUCCUGCUAAUUAUCUUCAUUGCGGAACUGGCGAUCGGCAUCGCGGGCUACAUGAAGCACAAGGACCUGGAGACGUCACUGAUGCGCUCGCUCAACGACUCCAUCAAGCACUACAGCAAUGACACGAGCAUACAGCACAACUUCGAUAUCAUCCAGACCGAUUUGCAGUGCUGCGGUAUCAAUGGCCCCGCUGACUGGAAGAACAACAGCCUGCCCAUUCCCAGCACCUGCUGCGCCGGCCAGGAGCUGGUAGAGAACACGCCUGUGACCUGCACGGAGACUUCACCCACUCUGCACAAGAAGGGGUGCCUUGAUGAAAUCCUCACCCACUUGAAACCGUUGUCGUUGCUGCUUGGCGGAGUCGGCGUGGGCAUCGCUUUUGUUCAGCUCCUCGGCGUGAUAUUCGCAUGCUGUCUCGCUCGCUCCAUCCGCAGCCAAUACGAAACAGUUUAAACUUGAGUUAAACUCGUCCGUCAAUUUCUAAUGUUUUCUGUUAAUUCAACCAUACAAUUUAUUAUGUUGGACACUAUAGCAAUUAAAUCGACUCAGCAAAGUUAUUUUUGCCUAGUUCUUAAUUAUUGCUCAGAAUAACAUAAUUUUAUAACUAAAACACUAUAUACUUUUUAUAAUACAAACAAAUAUAAUUCCAAUUUUUGUGAUGAUAGAUUUUAAUUUAAGUAAUUUAAUUAAAUGCAGAGUUGAUUUGUUUUGCUCUAAUUGUAAUUAAGUGAAAGUCGAAAUAUAAUUGUUGUUUUUGUAUCCAUGUAUGAUUUAAUUUUAUGUUAUUUGUCCAUUUCAAUAAUGAAUUAAUUUUAUUUUAAUAUAAUAAAUGUAGGCAUAUAGAAAUAUAUUUCUCACAUUGCAAGAUAAUUUUCAUAUUUACUAUUCAAUAGAUUUUCUCAUAUAAUUAUAUAGAUUUCACUCAGUACAUCCAGUGUGAGGUUGCCAACUGCCAUUUCCUGGAAACCAAAUUAUUUAACAUAUACCUUGUGUUAGUAGAUAGAACACGGCAUGCUGAUAAAACGCCGUAUUUUUUUAAGGUCUUGUUUCUGACUUUCGCAGUAAUAAAGCAAAUAUAUGCGGGUCUUCAUUCAAACCAAGAUGCCUUGUGGGAGAAUUUCUACCUAAGUUUACUUAUGCAAGCAUGUAUAGGUUAACUACGAUUACUGGGAAACUAUUGUCACUAGAUGUCGCUCUUUCGAUGCGAUAAAUCGUAGUGGUUGAAAUUCAAAUUGUACCGAUUUGAUUAAAAAAAAACACUUGCACUGUCAUAAAAAAAGGUGCUUAACUAUUUUGUCCUAUUUAGUAUACUACGAUAGUAACAGAUUAAUUCAAUGAUAUACGACGACCUGUGCGCUUAUUCUGUUCAGUGGCAUCCUUUAAAAUUCGAAUGUUGGCAACACUUGUAGUAGUUUGAAGUCACAAUAUGGUGUGCUCAGCCUAGAAGACUGAUUUUUCGAAUAGAAUGCCAAAAUCAUUCAUCAAACAUGCACUUUUCAUAUUAUAGAGUUUAGGAUAUUAUUGUCAAAUAUAUUUAUAAUCGUCUAUUUAUGUAGAAUACUGCACGUUUGUCUUAUUAGUAUUUGAUACGAUGUGAAGUACUCUGUAGGAAUAAAAAUUACAUUGAAAAAUAAAAAAAAAGUUUAAAAGGAAGUUUUGUCAAAUGUAUAUUUGCAUCUUGUAAUGCCUUAUGCAGACCGGGCCACAUUUUAAAUCGCCAAUACUUGAUCCUGGAUCGAAAGACAUGAAUACUAUUGCUGAUCCAUCAACAAAACAAAAAAAAAAUUAAGGAUAGCUUGGUGCGGUGUAAUUCAAUGAACACCUUCAUAAAGCCUCCGGUAUGUGUUUGGCAUGCACUCAAAUGUUUAUAAUGUAUUAGUAUAAUAGUAUUUUACUAAAUGUUUCUUGUAGUAUUUAUUUACAUUUCUAUUAAAUCUGUAUAUUAUGAUGCAA
Pararge aegeria (speckled wood butterfly) is the source of this 2355-nucleotide messenger RNA. Its product is annotated as CD63 antigen-like. Gene Ontology annotation, cellular component: membrane. The record is from RefSeq and is a predicted model, not a curated record. The transcript has 6 exons. Lineage: Eukaryota; Metazoa; Arthropoda; Insecta; Lepidoptera; Nymphalidae. The coding region runs from base 136 to 855 and encodes 239 amino acids.